CGCAUCUCAGCCAUCUCCUUCCCUUCAAAGCAGGCAGACCUCCUGAACCGUCUCAGCCACGAUGCUCAGAAACAGCAGCAUGUCCAUCUCCUCGGGAGGCCUGGGUGGCUCCCGGAUGCAGAUGCAGUACGCCUCCAGCGUGUACGGAGGCGCAGGCGGGAGCGGAAUGAGGAUCUCCUCAGCCUCUCGUGGCUUUGAAGCUGCAGGUGGGAGUUAUGGUUUUGGUUCAGGGGGGGAGAUGGACAUCCACGUUGGAGCCAACGAGAAGGCCACCAUGCAAAACCUGAACGACCGUCUGGCCUCCUACCUGGAGAAGGUGCGCAAACUCGAGCAGGCCAAUGCCGAUCUGGAGCUGAAGAUCCGAGAGUACCUUGAGAAGAAAACUGGCCCCACCGCCCGGGACUACUCGGCUUAUGAGGCCACCAUCGCUGAGCUGCAGGGAAAGAUUCAGGAAGCUAUUCAGAAAAAUGGAACCGUCCUUUUGGCCCAGGAGAACGCAAAGCUGGCAGCCGACGACUUCAAGACCAAGUUUGAGAAUGAGCUUGCCAUGCGUCAGUCGGUGGAAGCAGAUCUUGGCGAGCUAAGGAGAGUUCUGGAUCAGCUGACGUUGACCCGGUCUGACCUGGAGAUGCAGAAAGAAAGCCUCCAAGAGGAGCUGGUGUUCCUUAAAAAGAACCACCAGGAGGAAAUGGAGGCGAUCAGGGCCCAAAUGAGCGGUCAGAUCAAUGUGGAGGUGGACGCCAAGCCACAGCAAGACCUGAACAAGAUUAUGGAUGAGAUCCGCGAGCAGUACGAGGCUGUGGCUGCAAAGAACCAGAAAGAACUUCAAGCCUGGUUUGAUGCAAAGUCGACGGCACUGAACAAAGAGGUGGCGGUGAGCUCAGAGACUCUCCAAACAUCCAAAACAGAAAUCACCGAUCUUCGUCGCACAUUGCAAAACCUUGAGAUCGAGCUACAGUCACAACUCAGCAUGAAAUCAAGGCUGGAAGAGAAUCUGGCUGAAACACAAUCCCGAUACGCUGCGAAGCUCCAAGGCUUCCAGAUGCAGGUGGAGCUUCUGGAGGAGCAACUGAAGCAGCUGCACAGCGACAUGAAACGGCAGAACCAAGACUACGCGAUGCUGCUCGACAUCAAGACGCGGCUGGAGCUGGAGAUCGCAGAGUACAGGAGGCUGCUGGACGGAGAGGCCAGCGCUGGCAGCUCAGGAAGCUCAGGAAGCAGCACGGCUAAAAAGGUCAUCGUCUACACAGAGGAGGUGAAGGACAGAAAAGUCUCAUCCAGAACCUGAAACACGAGGCGUCAUCUGGAAGCACAAUGCCGUUCACUUCCUCUAAAAAAUACCUACGUGAUGCAAUAAAAGCCUCUCAGUUCGCCA
Nematolebias whitei (Rio pearlfish) is the source of this 1375-nucleotide messenger RNA. RefSeq names its product keratin, type I cytoskeletal 13. NCBI's taxonomy places the organism in Eukaryota, Metazoa, Chordata, Actinopteri, Cyprinodontiformes, Rivulidae. The record is from RefSeq and is a predicted model, not a curated record. Bases 62 to 1288 code for a protein of 408 amino acids. The transcript is spliced from 7 exons. Gene Ontology annotation, molecular function: structural molecule activity.